Molecule: messenger RNA, 573 nt
Organism: Cyphellophora europaea CBS 101466
Lineage: Eukaryota; Fungi; Ascomycota; Eurotiomycetes; Chaetothyriales; Cyphellophoraceae
Exons: 1
Coding region: 1-573 (190 amino acids)
Source: RefSeq, a predicted model, not a curated record
AUGGCAGCUCGCACACGCCCACUCACAAACCUCCUCACCGCCUUCCGCCCCUCGACCACCUCCACCUCCCUCCGCUGCCUCACCAUCACCUUCCACAGCAACACCCGCCCCUUCCACCACUUCACCCCUCUCGCCUACCCGGCCGCCACCUCCCUCCCCAACUCCACCACCCAACAAACCACCGCCUCCACCCCUCCACCGCCGCCCCAAGGCACCUCGACACCCCUCGACACCCGCAACGCCGCCUUCCUCGGCGAAUCCGACUCCAACGACCUGCACGAACUCAACCUCACCACCGACCCCCCACCCCAACCCGCCCUGGACGCCCAGCACGCCGCCUUUUUAGGCGAGGCGGACAGCGACGACGGCUUCGAAGCCCACAAGGACGCGCACGGAAAAGUCGAGGCCGUGGACGCGAGCCAGAGCGCGUUUCUGGGCGAGGCGGACAGCGACGAUGGGUUCGAGAGCCAUGUCGAGGUGUAUCCCGAGAAGCAUCGGCAUGAGUUGGGCGAGGAGAGUGUGAGGGGGAGUGCGGUGCAUGGGGAGAGUGGGGAGGGGGAGGGGAGGCUUUAA